Molecule: messenger RNA, 417 nt
Organism: Pleurotus ostreatus (oyster mushroom)
Lineage: Eukaryota; Fungi; Basidiomycota; Agaricomycetes; Agaricales; Pleurotaceae
Gene: GOT1
Product: Golgi Transport
Exons: 5
Coding region: 1-417 (138 amino acids)
Biological process (GO): endoplasmic reticulum to Golgi vesicle-mediated transport; retrograde transport, endosome to Golgi
Cellular component (GO): Golgi cis cisterna; Golgi membrane; COPII-coated ER to Golgi transport vesicle
Source: RefSeq, a predicted model, not a curated record
AUGUGGCUCUCGGAUGCUCAGAAAAUUGGCGUUGCUCUCACAUCCUUUGGAGGGCUUUUCAUGAUGCUAGGCAUUGUGCUCUUCUUUGACGGCGCCCUGCUUGCUCUUGGCAAUCUCCUCUUCCUGUCUGGCAUCACUCUAAUUAUUGGCCCAACGAAAACAUUCUACUUCUUCGCGCGCAAGCAAAAGAUUCGUGGGACAGCUUGUUUCCUGGGCGGCAUCUUGCUCGUAUUCCUCAAAUGGCCGUUCAUUGGAGUCAUUGUUGAAGUAUUUGGGUUCUUGAAUCUAUUUGGGGACUUCUUCCCUGUUAUCGUGACCUUCCUGCGUCAGCUUCCAUUUAUUGGGAACUUGCUCUCGUUACCGUUUAUCAGCACAGUGGUAGAUCGGGUAGCUGGGUCUCGUACGUCCGCUGUAUGA